GUCAGGCCCCGCCCCUCUAGAACGCGGUAGUCGAAUCAGGUGACUACAGCGGUCCACUGCUCCGCAAUCAGAAGCAGACGGCCGUCUCAGCGCCGUGGAAGCUUCCAAAGCCCAACAUAUAAAGCUGAUGAAAGCAGAGCAGAUCUGGUCAGACCCUGAGACACUGAGUCCAGAACAAUGUUGCUGAAGACAGUGCUCUUGCUGGCCCUGGUGGCCCCGGUGCUUGUGCUGGAGAAUGGGCUCCUUCGGAAGCCGCCCAUGGGCUGGCUGGCCUGGGAACGCUUCCGCUGCAACAUUGACUGUGAUGAGGACCCGAAGAACUGCAUCAGUGAGCGGCUCUUCAUGGAGAUGGCUGACCGGCUGGCACAGGAUGGAUGGCGGGACCUGGGCUACAUAUACCUUAACAUCGAUGACUGCUGGAUUGGCGGGCGUGAUGCCAAAGGCCACCUGCUGCCUGAUCCCAAGCGCUUCCCCAACGGCAUUGCCUUCCUGGCUGACUAUGCUCACUCCCUGGGCCUGAAGCUGGGCAUCUACGAGGACUUGGGAAAUUUCACCUGCAUGGGUUACCCAGGCACCACGCUAGACAAGGUGGUCCAGGACGCUGAAACCUUCGCCAAGUGGAAGGUGGACAUGCUGAAGCUGGAUGGCUGCUUCUCAACCCCCGAAGAACGGGCCAAGGGGUACCCCAAGAUGGCUGCUGCCCUGAAUGCCACAGGCCGGCCCAUUGCCUUCUCCUGCAGCUGGCCAGCCUAUGAAGGGGGCCUCCCCCCCAAGGUGAACUACAGUAUGCUGGCAGACAUCUGCAAUCUCUGGCGCAACUAUGACGACAUCCAGGACUCCUGGAGGAGUGUGCUCUCCAUCCUGGACUGGUUUGUGGACCACCAGGACAUCCUGCAGCCAGUAGCGGGCCCUGGGCACUGGAACGACCCAGACAUGCUACUCAUUGGGAACUAUGGCCUCAGCUUUGAGCAAGCCCAGGCUCAGAUGGCCCUUUGGACAGUGCUGGCAGCCCCCCUCUUCAUGUCCACGGACCUGCGUACCAUCUCUGCCCAGAACAUGGACAUUCUGCAGAAUCCACUCAUGAUAAAAAUCAACCAGGAUCCCUUAGGCAUCCAGGGAUGCAGGAUUCUCAAGCAUGGAACUACAGGCUGGGGAGACCCAGAGCUCAAGAGAGGACUGGGAAGGGGACAUCAGGGCCUGCCUGAGCAGGGACCCCAGCCAGUAUCCAUGUUCUGUGCCCAGGAGAAAUCCCACAUUGAAGUGUUCAUGCGGCCUCUGGCCAAUAAGGCCAGUGCCUUAGUCUUCUUCAGCCGCAGGAUGGAUAUGCCAUAUCGCUACCAUUCUUCCCUCGCCCAGCUCAACUUCACCAGCUCCAACAUGUACGAGGCCCAGAACGUCUACACGGGUGAUAUCAUCAGUGGCCUCCGGGCUGAAACCAACUUCACAGUGGUCAUCAACCCUUCAGGGGUGGUGAUGUGGUACCUGUAUCCUGUGAGGAAGCUGGAGACACCCCAGCAAUGAGGAGCUAGGAUAUGUGAGAGGCUGUGGUGGCAUCACUGAGCCCAGACCGUGGAGCCUUGGCAUGCUGAGGGCCAGUAGGUGGGGUUUUCUGCUACACAGGCCCACUCGUCGACCUGACCUCAUUAGACCCAAAGUGCAAUCUCAGGACCAGGUUCCACGCCCUGCCCAAGUGUGAACCCUCUUGGAAACUUGUCUUGGGGCAAUUUCCUGUGGCCUUCCUGGCCUCUACCUCCACUGCACAGCUCCACAGAUGUUGCUGAACAACUCAGCCAGCUUCCUGAGAACCGACAGGCAGGGGCACUGAUACCCAUCAGGACUCCAGCCUCUGACCUUCUUUUUGUUGACUCUGAAAUCAGGAUUUGGAAUUUUUCUUAUAAUUAGGAGUGGAGAUCUCACCUCUUAUCAGGAACUUCCAUGAAUCGUGUGAUUGGCUUUCCUGCCUGGAGAAGGCCUUGAAGGCUAACACCACCUGAGAGUGAUCUUGGCUCCCUCAGGUCACCAAUAAAGCUGUUCUUUAGUCAA
This is a messenger RNA of Diceros bicornis minor, 2043 nucleotides long. It is a transcript of the gene NAGA, whose product is annotated as alpha-N-acetylgalactosaminidase. Gene Ontology annotation, molecular function: alpha-galactosidase activity. Gene Ontology annotation, biological process: glycosylceramide catabolic process; glycoside catabolic process; oligosaccharide metabolic process. The record is from RefSeq and is a predicted model, not a curated record. Gene Ontology annotation, cellular component: cytoplasm. Lineage: Eukaryota; Metazoa; Chordata; Mammalia; Perissodactyla; Rhinocerotidae. The coding region runs from base 178 to 1521 and encodes 447 amino acids. The transcript is spliced from 10 exons.